AAUUGGAAAAAAGGAUUACUCGAGCAACAAAACGAUAGAGAUGCCUCCGAGGAUAGCAAGACGCUGUGCAGUGCCAAGCUGUGGGAAAACACAGUCUUUGCAUUGCCUUCCUUGUGAUCCUAACAUUAGGAAAGAGUGGAUGAAUUUUAUUUUGGAUGCAGUUCCAGAUCACGUAAAUAAGACACUGUUUAUUUGUUCGCUUCAUUUUACUGCGGAUUCAUUUUCAAACAAGUCACAGUUUGAUGCAGGCUUUUCAGAGAGACUGAAAAUUAAAAAUGAUGCAGUGCCAUCCAUAUUGGAUCCGACAGUAAUGUCGCAACACACAAGUCCCAAGACAAGUCGUGAAAUGGGAUGCCAGACGGAGGAGCCCAACACCAGAGACGGAGAAUGCCAAACCAUCCAAGACUUGAAGCAGCGUGGCUGGAAAGUAGAACCAAAGAUUGAAACCCCAGAACAGCCAGCGAAACAGCAGGAAAUGGCUGCCUUGGACGUGGACAGCAGUCAGAGCGACUUUCUGCAGCCGGCCAGCGGCGCCCAGGACCAGCAGACCACAGGCCUCACGGCCAUCCAGUUGACGGGCUCCUCUGAUCGCUGGGAGGUUCUAACGCCUGUGAGCUCAGUGAAAGACGAGCCAGCAGUAGUGCAGGUACCCAGCGGAGGACUUCUGGGCAGCAACGGGCAAUAUGUGGUGCCACUACAGACUAUGGCAGGGCAGACCCAGCCCGUUUUUGUGACUGCGGGUGUGGAUGGCACCGGUGCCAAUGGGGUGCAGUAUCAGGUCAUCCCUCAGCUGCAGGGGACGGAUGGGACUUCACUAAGCUAUGCAGCACCCACUGCAGAUGGAAGCACGCUGGGUACUGACAUUACUAUCCUUCCGGAUGGGACGCAGGGCAUUGCUACAGCCACCAAUGCUAAUGACCUCCAGGGCCUGCUGAGUCAAAGUGGGCACGUGCAGCAGAUUCCCACUGUCUCACUGGCCGGCUCAGGGUUUGGCGCACAGGGCCAGGUUGUCGCUAAUGUACCGGUGGGGCUGCCGGGCAACAUCACGUUAGUGCCAAUAAAUAGCUUGAGUAACGUGGAUCUCGAGUCUUUGGGGUUGGCUGGUGCUCAGACCAUAGCGACAAGCAUUACUGCGGAUGGCCAGCUCAUCAUGACUGGUCCCACCACCUCAACAAGCGAUAACCAGGGUGACAGCAAAUGCACAGAGCCACUUAACGCCAACAACGCUAAUGCCUUUGUGCCAACCACCACCUCUUCCAUGACGAUGUCGCUCCCCGAGACGAUAGAUGGGACUGGCGUUCUCACCCAAGCCACUGCUUUAUCAGCCGGGCAGCAGGAUCUAUCUUACAUCCAGCAGAACCACACGGCUGGCGGUGAACAGGUGGUGCAGCUCUUACCAGCGCAGACGGUGGAUGGAGCGGCGCAGACACUACAAAGCGUGCAGCUGUUGAAUGCUGGUACGUUUCUGAUCCAAGCCCAAACUGUCUCUCCCACCGGCCAGAUCCAGUGGCAGACCUUCCAAGUUCAAGGGGUUCAAAACCUGCAGAAUCUACAGCUGCCGGCUGCUAGUGGGGUCUCAUCCCCCCAAAUUACCCUUGCCCCUGUGCAGACCCUUUCUCUUGGGCAGACUGGCACCACAGGCGCGUUGGGACAGAUCCCGAACCUUCAGACAGUCACAGUCAAUUCUGUUGGUCAGUACCAGCAAGACGAGAACACGGAAAGCCACUCAGAUAUUCAAAUUAAAGAGGAGCCAGAGUCUGAUGAUUGGCCAAAUUCCACCCUGAACACCAAUGAUUUGUCACAUCUGCAUGUGCGGUUGGUUGAGGAGGAUAAGGAGGGGACCGGCCUAGAAGGAAAGAGACUACGUAGAGUAGCCUGCACUUGCCCCAACUGCAAAGAGGCUGGAGGAAGAGGUUCAAGUAUGGGAAAGAAGAAACAACACAUUUGUCAUAUCCCAGGGUGCGGUAAGGUGUAUGGUAAGACGUCUCACCUUCGAGCUCACCUGCGCUGGCAUUCAGGAGAGAGACCCUUCAUUUGCUCGUGGAGUUACUGUGGCAAGAGAUUCACCCGCAGCGACGAACUCCAGCGUCACCGCAGAACACACACAGGAGAGAAGAAGUUUGUGUGCCCAGAGUGCUCGAAACGUUUUAUGCGCAGCGACCAUUUGGCCAAACACAUUAAAACUCACCAGAACAAAAAAGGGCUAAACUCCAACACUGGGGCAGGUCACACAGAAACUGCUGCCCCCUCGGACACCAUCAUCACAGGGGGUGGAGCCACUCUCAUCCUCACCAAUCUGCAGCAGGCUGGCACCCAGGACCUUCUUUCAAACUCCAACCUCCCGCUCCAGUUGGUCACUGUCUCUGCCAGCGAGGUCAUGGAGUGACCAAAAUCAUGCCCACUUUCACAGCUCGUCUGCUUUUCACUAUCAAUUUUUAUAUAUAUGAUAAAAAAAAAAAAUAUAUAUAUAUAUAUAUUAUAAAUAUAUAUAUUUUAAAAAUGACAUCCAUUUAUGUUCAAUAGCAGUCUUUUGUACAAACAAGGCAAAAAAUGACAUUAAAUGUGGUUCCAGUUUCUGCUGAGACACACACACACACGUAUGCAUCUACAUGCUCAUAUUAACUCGCGCUCAUACACAAGUACAUACACGGAAAUGCCUUAUUUUGUAUCAUAAUCUGUAGUAUAAAAUGCUGGAGUUGCAUGUGUUUUUACUUUUGCUCAUGUAUAUGUUCAGGGGAUGAUCAUUAGAGAGUGUGACUGUGUAAUGGAUGUUAUGGUACACGGAAAGCCAGGAUGUGUGUGUGAGAAUGAUUACAGUGAGACUGUUCUGUGAGAAUGACAGCAGGAGAAGGACACUGUCUGCUGUGAGGGAGAUUUACUCAUGAUCUGUCCAAUUUUAUCCUCCUCCCUCUCAGCUGGCCUUUGUCUAAAUGUGUCUUCACUCUUGCUUUUAUUUUUAUUUGAUGUCAUGUUAGUGGUCUUUGCGCUCUUGGUCACAUGUCCUCUGGAUCUUGUUCGAGGAUCUUCUGAUUUCAUUGUUCUGCUGCCCACAUGCAACUUGAACAAGACAUCAGGCGGCAGAGUAAAACAAUCGUGUAAUAAA
Sinocyclocheilus rhinocerous is the source of this 3103-nucleotide messenger RNA. It is a transcript of the gene sp3b, whose product is annotated as Sp3b transcription factor. Gene Ontology annotation, biological process: regulation of transcription by RNA polymerase II. NCBI's taxonomy places the organism in Eukaryota, Metazoa, Chordata, Actinopteri, Cypriniformes, Cyprinidae. Bases 41 to 2386 code for a protein of 781 amino acids. Gene Ontology annotation, molecular function: DNA-binding transcription factor activity, RNA polymerase II-specific; RNA polymerase II cis-regulatory region sequence-specific DNA binding. The record is from RefSeq and is a predicted model, not a curated record. The transcript has 7 exons.